Molecule: messenger RNA, 2012 nt
Organism: Strongylocentrotus purpuratus (purple sea urchin)
Lineage: Eukaryota; Metazoa; Echinodermata; Echinoidea; Camarodonta; Strongylocentrotidae
Product: E3 ubiquitin-protein ligase TRIM38-like
Exons: 1
Coding region: 19-1845 (608 amino acids)
Biological process (GO): positive regulation of DNA-templated transcription
Cellular component (GO): nucleoplasm; chromatin
Molecular function (GO): ubiquitin-protein transferase activity; zinc ion binding
Source: RefSeq, a predicted model, not a curated record
UCCUGUAGAUCUCGAAUCAUGGCUGAUGCAUUAAAGAAUGUCAUUGUUCAGAGUCUGGAGUGUCCUGUAUGUCUGAAUACCUUCACCAAUCCCAAGACCCUGUCUUGUUCUCACACCUACUGCAAGGCCUGUCUGGACAACCUCUUGGAAUGCCAUGGUAACGACCAGAUGCUCCGAUGCCCAGUCUGCAGAGCUGAAACCCAGGUCCCAAGCCAAAAUGUCAGCAAAUUACCGGAAAACCUGGCUUUGAAGUCUCUUAUAGAGGACGUGAAGAAUCAACAUCAGUUUUGCACGAAUUGUAAAUCCGAGGACAAACCCCAAGCUGUUGUCUACUGUCAAGACUGUGGCAUGUAUCUUUGUAUCACUUGUCACAACACACACUCUCUGUGGCAAAACUUCAUUAGUCAUGAGGUCCUAGCCUUGAGUGAGAUCAAAUCAGGGAAGGUGUCAGUACGUAGGUAUCGUAAAUGCAGGAAACACCCCAAAGAGGAUGAGGAGUACUUCUGUAUCGACUGCAGAAGAUUUUCCUGCUUCUGGUGUGUUGUCAUGGAGCAUAAAGACGAUGGACAUCGGGUCAUCGAGGCAGCUGUUUAUGAAAGCAGCCAUCUGAAGAGUACCGAGGACCUCAAAUCCAAGGCGGACAAGAAACGUUCUUGCUUUCAGAAAUAUGUUGAUUUCAUUGAUGAAGAGAAGGAGCGUGUGAGCAAUGUUCAGAAACAGUGUACAGAUGAUAUCAACGAGGCAUUUGAGAAAUCAGUCCAGCAGUUGACAGAAAAUAAAGACAUCCUCAUUGGUGAAGUCAAGGGUAGGACCGAAGGAGUAGAGAAAGAACUGGACGAAAUUAAGAAAUCGGCUCAGGAGCAUAUCACUCACUUGACCACCAUAGCUGACAUGGUAACCAAAAGGACAAAGAUACCGUUAAAUAUGGAUGCUUUGGCUGCACACGACACUCUAUGUCAAGACUUACAAGAGGCCUUAAAACAUGAGGAUCCUGACUACAAGCAGCCGAUACAAUCGAGCAAGAAAGGAAAAAGUGUCACUUUUACGAGAAUCGUUGGAAUGGACGAGCUAACUCUCGGUAAGAUCGUAAAUGCAGUUGCAAAGAACAUCGCUUUGCCUACUAAGAAUAACAUGAAUGCUAUGAUUGGUACACCAGACGGUAGGAUGGCAGUGGUGUGUUGUAAAAGAGGCGUGGAGAUCUUCUCUGCUGAUGGCCAGAUCCAGCAGAAAGUUUUCAAACAUUUGGAGAUUCAUGGAGUAGGGUUCCUCUCUGAUUAUCGGUAUGUUAUACUUGAUGGCUCAAACAUUAUCACACUUUACACACUAGAGUACACAAAGUUGAAUUUAAUGUUUGAGACUCUGAGUUACGAUGAAGGUGGAUGGGCUGGUCUCACUGUAGAUGGUGAUGAUCAGAUCUGUGUUAGCUACAGGAAAGCACAGAAGAUCCAGGUAUUCUCACCAGCCGGGGGAAAGGCGUUCAGGGAGAUACCAUGUGAUGGGUAUAAAUUUGUGCAAAUUACUAGUUAUAAUGAUUACCUGAUCAUCAAAUCCUCGAUAACAAUACGAUUAAUUGUCAAACAAGGUGUUGUAAAAUAUAAAUUAUCGAAAUUAGGGGGUUCACUUUACGCUGCUGUGUCCCAAGGGAAUACAAUCCUGAUAGCCACAUUGAAGCAUGAUGAAGGUCUGGUCAGCAUUGGUGAGUACACUAACGAGCUGAAGCUGGUCCAGAACAUUAUCAUUGAUUACAAGAUUGAGAAGCCCAAGAGAAAUUGGUACUAUCUCCAACAGUACCGAUCAGGAGAGAUCGCUUUCUGCACUCCUGAUAGACUCUAUAUAUUCCACUGAAAAUAAUGAAUGACUCCCCUUUUCUCGCACUGUAUCACACCACUGUCUUCAGGCACGUAUGAAGACAGGGGUGGGGGUGCGAUGUGUGCGACUAGACCUCCUUUUUCUGGUCAAAUCAGACACGCUGAAAAAAAUAGAAUGACAUAAUUUUUCGUUGAAAAUGGACC